GACCAAGAGAGUUGGCAGGAGAAAAGAGAGCUAACAGCUCGUGAGAGCUGAGAGCUAACGUACCCCAGCCACAAAUCCGGCCCAGCGCAGGAGCAAAGCGAGCUGGCAAGAGCUCGUGCUGUCGCGGCUGCCCAGCAACAUACCAUGCAUCCACACCAUGAGUAAGGCAGCAUAGAUCAUGGGCAAGCGUAGGAUGUCGCGGGAGGCCGCCCUAGAGGCGCUGGGCGUGGCCCGAGACGCGCCGCCCGAGGACGUGCGCCGGGCCUACCACCGGAAGGCCCUCGCGAGUCACCCCGACAAGGGCGGCAGCGCGGCGGCCUUCCAGCAGGUCAAGGAGGCCUUCGAGGUCGCGAAGCGGCCGGCGGUCGCGCCGGCGGUCGCCGCCGCGCGUGCCGCGGCCGCUGCGCCGGCGCCGGCGCCAGCGGCGCCGACCUCGACCGCCCACGCCACGCUGGGCGGCCAGGCGGGCUACGCGCGCGUCUUCCGCUGCUACGUCUGCGGCGAGGCUUUUCCGUCCAAACGGCGGCUGCAGCACCACACGCGCACGGAGCACGCGGCGCCCGACGCGCCCGCGGCGCCGGCGAAGCGCCUCGUCAACGGCCGCUGCAACACGUGCGGCUGGAAGACGUGCCAGUGCGAGACGGCCCCGGUCUGGGCGGCGGCGCCGCCGCCGCGCCGCCGCCGCAGCGCGCCCGACCGGCCGGCCGACAAGAGGCAGGAGUGGUUCAUGCGCGUGCGCGACCGCUACGAAAGGCGGGGCGGGUCGAUGGACGACGUCUCCGUGCCGCCGUGCCUGUCGGACGACCGGCGCUCGGCCAAUCGCGUGGUGGAGGAACAGGUCCUACUACUACGGCAAAUGGGCUUUUCGAAAGCACAUGCUGAGGCCUAUGCGGACGCGGAGCUGCAGCUCCACGUGAUUCUGGACGUCAUGUGCGACGACGGCGUGGAGGGCGAGGACCCGCCGCCGCCCGGACCCGUCGCCCGCGCGAUGAGCCGCCUCCUCCGCGCGGUGACCUGGUCUCGGAAGCAGAAGAAGCGCGAUACGCAAGAGGAGAGCGACGACGAGACCUGGACGCCCGCGUCGGAUUUUGCCUUUGCCUGCGGUCCCGAGCUCAAUCGCGAAAAGUGGAAUGCCAAGCGGGCGACGAGCAAAAACGUCCCGGCCAACGGCGCGCGAAUGAAGAAGCUGAUCGCCGCGGCGCCGGAGACGUGGAAGAAGAUGCCGGUGCCGAAGACUGCGCCGGAGCAGGUCGCCGCGCUCGUGGCCCUGGGCUUCUCGGCCGCGGACGCGGAGCCCUACGCCGACGCGGCCCUCUCGCUCGACCAGAUCCUCGAUCAUAUGUGCGCCGACGGCGUUGUGCGUGUGUAA
This is a messenger RNA of Pelagomonas calceolata, 1369 nucleotides long. The record is from the annotation of a GenBank genome assembly. NCBI's taxonomy places the organism in Eukaryota, Pelagophyceae, Pelagomonadales, Pelagomonadaceae.